AUGACGCCGGCUGCUCCAGAACAGAAGAUGGGGUUCGGAGUUUGCUCUGCUAAAAGGGAACGCAAAAGGGUACGCAAAGGUACUUUCGACAAUGAUUAUGUGGUAGAAAUUGUUGAAAUAAAGGAGGAUGAGGAGGUUAGGAAUGCUGGAGAGGUUUGCGACAAUGAGGCAGCAGCAACUUUUACUGAUUCGGAUACCAAGUUGCGUCCCUUUGCUGCAGUAGGAGAUGGUACGGUCAGGGUUGAAGGUGCUUCUAACAAUGUUGUUGUACUAGCACUCUGUGCACUACCGGUUAAGGGCACUGACUUGAUUGAAGACUUGGCUUCUGAUCCAUUGCCUGCUGUUAGUGAAGUUGUUGAGGACUAUCCCACUGACUAUUGGUCGGAGACUUUUCCUAAGAUGUUGUUGCAAGGAAUUCCAGAGAUCUCCCUUAAAGAAAAAGAGAUUGAUAUGAUUCCGAAUCGCUUCUACUUCGAUUAUUUUCUCUGA
Dovyalis caffra is the source of this 489-nucleotide messenger RNA. The record is from the annotation of a GenBank genome assembly. Lineage: Eukaryota; Viridiplantae; Streptophyta; Magnoliopsida; Malpighiales; Salicaceae.